This is a messenger RNA of Fragaria vesca subsp. vesca, 1636 nucleotides long. Its product is annotated as 26S proteasome non-ATPase regulatory subunit 4-like. Gene Ontology annotation, biological process: proteasome-mediated ubiquitin-dependent protein catabolic process. Gene Ontology annotation, cellular component: cytosol; nucleus; proteasome regulatory particle, base subcomplex. Gene Ontology annotation, molecular function: polyubiquitin modification-dependent protein binding. The transcript has 10 exons. The record is from RefSeq and is a predicted model, not a curated record. NCBI's taxonomy places the organism in Eukaryota, Viridiplantae, Streptophyta, Magnoliopsida, Rosales, Rosaceae. The coding region runs from base 75 to 1289 and encodes 404 amino acids.
UUUCUUCUCCGUCACCAACACACCAUUUCAAUCUCUCUGGAUCUUUCUUCUCCGACCUUCUCUAUCUCCCAACCAUGGUGCUCGAGGCGACGAUGAUCUGCAUUGAUAAUUCGGAGUGGAUGCGUAACGGCGAUUACGCUCCGACGAGAUUUCAAGCUCAGGCCGACGCCGUCAAUCUGAUUUGCGGAGCCAAAACCCAGUCUAAUCCGGAGAAUACAGUGGGAGUUCUCACCAUGGCUGGGAAAGGUGUUCGCGUUUUGGUUACUCCUACUAGUGAUCUUGGCAAGAUUUUGGCUUGCAUGCACGGUUUAGAAAUAGGUGGUGAGAUGAACCUGGCUGCUGGCAUUCAGGUGGCUCAAUUGGCCCUCAAACAUCGCCAGAAUAAGAAUCAGCAACAAAGGAUUAUAGUCUUUGCUGGAAGUGCCGUUAAUCAUGAAAAGAAGACUUUGGAGAUGAUUGGCAGAAAGUUAAAGAAGAACAGUGUAGCCCUUGAUAUCAUCAAUUUUGGUGAAGAAGAUGAAGAAAAGAAAGAGAAGCUAGAAGCACUUCUUGCUGCUGUGAACAAUAAUAACAGCAACAUUGUUCAUGUUCAGGCUGGUCCAAGUGCUCUUUCGGAUGUACUCAUAAGUACACCUAUCUUCACCGGAGAUGGAGAAGGUGGUAGUGGUUUUGCAGCAGCAGCAGCUGCUGCUGCAGCCGGAGGUGUCUCUGGUUUUGAUUUUGGUGUGGAUCCAAACCUGGAUCCUGAGCUUGCCCUUGCUCUUAGAGUAUCAAUGGAGGAGGAGAGGGCCAGACAGGAAGCAGCAGCUAAAAAGGCUGCUGAGGAUUCUUCCAAACAGGAAAAAGGAGGGGAAGAACCAUCCAGCUCACAAGAUGCAACUAUGACAGAGCGUGCCAGUGCUGUAACUUCUGAAGCUGAGAAUAAGAGUAUUGAUUUCAUGGAUGAUGACAACGCUCUGCUGCAGCAGGCCCUUGCGAUGUCGAUGGAUGAACCUGCCUCCAGCCAUGAUUUGCGAGACACUGACAUGUCUGAGGCAGUUGCAGAUGAUCCUGAGUUGGCUCUAGCUCUUCAAAUGUCUGUGCAGGAAGGUGAGAAAGAUUCUGCUAGCGAUAAAGAUAUGAGCAAAUUGUUGGCUGAUCAGUCUUUUGUGUCUUCUAUCCUUGCCUCACUUCCAGGGGUUGACCCAAAUGAUCCUUCAGUAAGAGACUUGCUUGCUUCUAUGCAAAACCAGUCAGAGCCUGAACAAAAGAAGAAUGAAGAGAACAAGCCACCAAAUGAUGAGAAAUGACGGAUGCGGGCUGUCUUCCUAUCGAAGGUUUCGUUCGCUGAAUUCAUCCAGUUACUUUCCAUUCCCAACUUACGAUGGGAGAUUUUACAAUUCGGCAGCCAUCCCCAGUCUUUAGUGCUUGUCUGUCUACUCUGGUUGUGACUUUUAAGCUUAUAGAAUGACUUUUGGAUCAAUGUUUCUUCAGCAGGUCAGAAAGCUGUGUUCAAGCACCAAUACAUUGAUCUUAAUCAUUUGCUUUGCGAGUCCCUCGGAUAAAUGGUCAGACUUUCUAGCAAAAAAUUGUGGAACAUUGAACAUUGAAAUGUAUCAUUUGCAUGGAAUUAAUGUCAUUACGUGUUGUUAAUGGU